AUGAGUUUGUUGAAGAUGGGUGGAGAUCUGAUGGACGAUGAUUGGGAAUUUGCUUCAUCUACAAACCCUAGCCGAACCCUAGUUUUGGUCGGUCGUACAGGGAACGGAAAGAGCGCAACAGGGAACAGUAUCCUUGGAAGGAAGGUGUUCAAGUCAAGAAGAAGUACUCUUGGUGUGACAAGCACAUGUGAGUCACAGAGAGUUGUGCAAGAAGAUGGUCAAAUCAUCAAUGUUGUUGAUACUCCUGGUCUAUUUGAUUUGUCUACCUCGACCGAUUUUCUCGGUAAAGAGAUUGUGAGAUGCAUAAACCUAGCUGAAGAUGGGAUUCAUGCUCUUUUGUUUGUGUUCUCUGUAAGGGGUCGGGUUACGGAAGAGGAGAAAUCUGCUCUCUGUUUUAUGCAAACACUAUUUGGUAGUAAAAUCUCUGAUUAUAUGAUCAUUGUUUUUACGGGUGGCGAUGAAUUGGAAGAGAAUGAUGAGACAUUGGAGGAGUAUUUGGCUGAGGCGUGUCCUGAGUUUCUGAAAGAAAUUCUUGAGCUAUGUGACAAUCGGUUGGUAUUGUUUGAUAACAAGACUACGGAUAAGCGUAAGAAAGCUGAGCAAGUUCGAAAGCUUCUCUCACUUGUUGACUCUGUUGUUAAAAGGAACAAUGGAAGACCUUAUACAGAUGAGUUGUUCCAGGAGCUACAGGAAGAGGCUAUGAAGCUACGAGACCAGAAAAAGGAGGUUGAAUCGCUGAGGGGAUAUUCAAAUGUUGAGAUAUCAGAGUUCAAGAAGCAAAUUGAGACGUCGUAUGACCAGCAGCUUGGCCGCAUCACAGAGAUGGUGGAGACAAAGCUGAGAGACACUGCGAAGAGGCUUGAGCAGCAACUGAGUGAAGAGCAAGCCGCUAGACUUGAAGCGGAGAAGAGGGCAAACGAAGUUCAGAAACGUUCGAGCGAUGAGAUUAAGAAGCUGAGAGAGAAUCUGGAGAGGGCUGAGAAAGAGACAAAGGAACUCCAGAAAAAACUGGGAAAGUGCAUCAAUCUGUGA
Messenger RNA from Arabis nemorensis, 1032 nucleotides. NCBI's taxonomy places the organism in Eukaryota, Viridiplantae, Streptophyta, Magnoliopsida, Brassicales, Brassicaceae. The record is from the annotation of a GenBank genome assembly.